AUGAUGUUGUCGUUCCUUCUGCUCGCCGUUGUUAUCAUCCAGCUUCACCAGGUUGUCGGACUUACAAUCGCAUCCUACCCCCUUUGGAUAGAGCGGACGCCUCAGCCCUACGCCAUCGAGAACUUCUACAACGGCAGUACGCCUGCAAUUCUCAUAUCAGGUGGUGUCCCCGACAUCCUUUCCAACCAAAGUGUCGACCUCAGCGCCAACGCCGAAACACCAAGUAUCAGACAAUAUGUCGAUCACCGUAACAUCCGCCUUAUCUACGUCAUUUGCGAGGUGUCGUACCGCCUUGUCGCCGAUAGAAGGAAGGGUAUCAACAAACUUGAAGAUCUGAAGGGCAAGAAGAUUGGCAGUUUUCUGGGUUCGAGUGCGGAAGUGUUCGUACACAAUAUGAUGAGUAGUGUUGGUGUGCAGGAUCAUGAGUACGAAGGGGUUAAUGCGUGGUGGUGCAUGAAGACGCCGUGUGCAAACGAUACUCUCCCGUAUCUUCUCAACAACGGAAGCCUGGAUGCGUUCGGUAUUUGGGAAACUUCUGUCGAGCUCGGCGCUAGGGCUUUGGGAGACGACGCGAUCAUCUUCCAAAACGCAUCAAUCUACAGAGAAGUCUACGCGCUUUUCUCUACUACAGAAGCUCUCGACAAUCCCUCGAGGCGCAAGGAUAUUGUAGAGUUUGUGAGGGCGCUUGACAAGACACGGGACGUAUUCACGAAUUCGCCGAAGGAGAAGAAUGUUUUUGAAUAUGUGGCUAAGACUGUUGAUGCAGAUGUGGGGGUUGUGGGGGCUGUUUGGAAACACCAUAACUGUAGUGGACGGUGGGAUGAUGGGAUGAUUGACUUUUUGGUCGAGGAGGAUGGGUAUCUAGCGAAGCAGGAUAACAGGACGAUCACUCCGAGGGAUGAGCUGGAGAAGAUGUUGGACUCAAGUGUUAUCGAUGAGUUGUAG
Messenger RNA from Alternaria conjuncta, 945 nucleotides. RefSeq lists its product as uncharacterized. The transcript has a single exon. The record is from RefSeq and is a predicted model, not a curated record. The coding region runs from base 1 to 945 and encodes 314 amino acids. Lineage: Eukaryota; Fungi; Ascomycota; Dothideomycetes; Pleosporales; Pleosporaceae.